Messenger RNA from Biomphalaria glabrata, 1883 nucleotides. RefSeq lists its product as uncharacterized. The transcript is spliced from 4 exons. Lineage: Eukaryota; Metazoa; Mollusca; Gastropoda; Planorbidae. The record is from RefSeq and is a predicted model, not a curated record. The coding region runs from base 100 to 1053 and encodes 317 amino acids.
UAGAUCUAUUUCUUAAAAUAGAUCUAGAUCUAGUAUUUAGAUCUAUAGUGAAUCUAUUGCGCAUGCGUUGUUGUCAAUAGCAAGGCUUCUUCAAACAAAAUGGCGUUCACCGCGAGAUACUACCCAAAUCCUAAUGAAGAUUUUGUUUUACUCGGUGGACAACCUUUCUAUGUUAGAGAAAAACCUGGAUUUCUCUCUAACUCAAUGUUGACUGAUACAACGAAAAAUUUAACUCAGCAUGAGUAUCAUUCUGAAAAUUAUGGAGAUGAUCCACAGCUCAGAGGCUCACUUCGAACAAUAUCCCGCAGCCUGAAUCGGGUCAGUGGAGAUAUUCGAAAAACACUUCUCAAAGAUAAUGCUGCUGAAUUACAAAAAAGUUACACACAACAAGAACUGAAUGAAACACUAAGGGAUGCCUUAAACAGAAAUCUUCGUCCAUUCACUUCUUUAUCGCAACUGGACUGGUACACAAAACCUAUUCAUUUAUCGUCAUCAGUAAAGAUUCCUAUGAAUGAAGAGGACAUGCUAGCGGCUCGUUAUUUUCCCGUUACACUUGGAGAAUCCAAAUCUAUUGAGAUGGUUAGUGAACUUAAACCAGGAGUAACAAAACAUUCAAAAAUGUUGGAUACUAAUUUUAAAUAUAGCACUGAAGAUUUAGAGCAGGUACAUAGACAAUUAAGAAAAAGUAAUGGACCAUCAAUUAAUGAUGCCUAUUUUCUUACUGCUGUUGCUCCAAAUAUCAAAACAGCUGGUAUAACAUUCACAUCUCCUUAUUCUGAAGAAUUAGCCAAGUUGAGAAUGGAAAAAUUACGUAUCCAGGAGCAGCAAUACUUAGAACUAAAGAGGCAAGCAGAGUUAGAGAAGAUUCGAGGGCCCAAACCCAAAUGGUAUGAACUGAAAACUCCAGAUUUUCAUCGUGAAGCUAAUAAAAAUAAUACCUUGUUACGCAAUAGUGACAAAUGGGAUGAACUUCUGCAGUACAGAGAAAGUUUACUGAGUGCUACCAAUCAGUUGAAAGCAGCACUUGAGGAUUAUAAAGUUCCUGUGUAUUAACAUUGUUCAGUCUAAUUCUGUAAUAAAUAAGUUACUUCAUUUGUAAAAACAAACAAUGUAUAUAGCUAUUUUAAGCCUUUUUUUUUUUUCAAUAAAUUUAUGCAUAUAUUUAUAUAUACUUAUAAACAGAAGUGAUUUUUGUCCUUAGUCAAAGAUUAACACUUGCUAUGCUGAUUAUUUAUUAUUUGUACUGCCUGGUCAUGCGCUUGACUGUCUUAAUCGUUCCAAGUUCAUCUCCUUCCUGCUGCCAUCUCCUGUUGUCCUGCGGAAGGUUUGGACUAAGAAGUAGAUUAUCUUCAAGUCUGAAGGAACAUCCAAAAUAUCUAAAGUUAACAUUUGAAAUAAAACUUAAUAAGAUUAAUUAUUAAAUAAAGUUAUUAAAUAUACGUUAACCAAGUAACCUGGACACACUGUGGAAAGAGAUUCAGGCGGUGUGCGAAAUCAGUGUUGACUCGUACUCAGUAUGUAUUGAUGCUGAAGGCCACCAGUUUGAACAUUACUCACAUUUAUUUUUCCAAUCGGACAUUAAGCUUUCCAUGUCCAGAAAUUUAGCAAUGUAGAACGGGAAAUAAAUUGUCUAUGACAGUUCAAAGUGUGUAUACAUUUUUUUGACGCACCCUGUAUAACUAACAUUCAGCCUUAAUCACUGUCUAGCAAAAUUAUAUAAAUAAAAAGCAUAUAUAUAUUGUAUAUUGUAAAAAAAAAAUAUGUUUGCGAUAUACCGGUAGAUAAAUGUACUUAGUUUAAGUAAUGUAGCUAUUUAACUUUAUUGAAAUGUAAUUAAUUAAAGUUCUUUUUUUACAGAUAUAGACCAUAGUGUCUAUAGGGAA